AUGGACAUUAUAGGACCCAUUGAUCCACCUACUUCCUCGAGGCAUGUAUUCAUACUCUCCGCCACAGAUUACUUCUCCAAAUGGGCUAAGAUAGUCCCUCUCAUAAAAGUCCCUGGGCUCGCAGUGGCCAACUUCCUGCGCCACCAUAUCAUAUACAAAUUUGACGUCCUUGACCGGAUCAUUUCUGAUAAUGGCCCCCAAUUUCGAAGUAAUCAAAUUGACAGACUAGUUGAUCAGUUUGGGUUUACAUGGAAAUACUCGACCAUGUACCAUCCGAGAGCUAAUGGUCUGGUCGAAGCUUUUAUUAAAACCCUUUGCGAUGCCCUAAGGAAAUCCAUCUCCAAUACUAAAAGAGAUCGGCAUGAAAAGCUCUUUGAAAUUCUAUGGGCAUACCGCAUUACAGCCCGAGGCCCGACCCCCUACUCUCUGGUACAUGGGGAUGAAGAUGUGUUGCCUCUAGAAAUUCAAUUGCCUUCCCUUUUGAUAACCCUCCACUAUAGAAUGACAGAUGAAGAACGGGCUGCCCUUCGCUAUCAAGAACUACAUACGCUUGACGAAAAAAGAUUGCAAGCACAACAGUCUUGA
Molecule: messenger RNA, 585 nt
Organism: Amborella trichopoda
Lineage: Eukaryota; Viridiplantae; Streptophyta; Magnoliopsida; Amborellales; Amborellaceae
Source: RefSeq, a predicted model, not a curated record